Messenger RNA from Drosophila hydei, 2128 nucleotides. RefSeq lists its product as uncharacterized. The record is from RefSeq and is a predicted model, not a curated record. Gene Ontology annotation, biological process: protein processing. Bases 209 to 2128 code for a protein of 639 amino acids. Gene Ontology annotation, molecular function: metalloendopeptidase activity. NCBI's taxonomy places the organism in Eukaryota, Metazoa, Arthropoda, Insecta, Diptera, Drosophilidae. Gene Ontology annotation, cellular component: plasma membrane. The transcript has a single exon.
UUCUGCGUCUAUUUCGCUAGAGCGGAAAUCUGUAAGGUCAAGGCGUUAGAGGCAAGAGGCAUGUGCUAUCAUUUGUUUGGUGGACGUCACAAUCUGGGCACUAUGCUCCACAUCUACUCGGGCGGGGGCUUAUCAGUCGCGAGUUGCCUCCAGCUUCGAUUUCGAGACGUAGUACGCGCGCGUUACGUCUAGCGUUCGGGUGAGCAAAAUGCGCUGGCAAUGGCAGCUGCCAAUGCUGCUUAUGGCCAUGCGCCUGGUACAUGGCCAACAGGCGACAGCAGAAGCAACCACGGAGGAGCAGGACGAGGCAGCCAAAUUUUUUACCCGAUUGUACAAGCGAAAUCUGCAGCAGUUGGUGGCACUGAGAAAUGAGAGCAUUGAGCCCUGUGACGAUUUCUAUGCACACGCAUGCGGAAACUUUGGAGCGCUGGGCCAGGCGCCGGAUCCAGAUGAUGCACUGCCUCCAUUUCUGUAUAACCUGCAGGAUCGCAUGCAAUUCUUUCAGGUGCAGCAUGAAAACUUUCAAACGUUGCCGGGCAAAUUGCUGGCCCAAUUGUACGGCGAGUGCAGGAUGCGAGGGCAGCAGCACGCGCACCUGGAGCACAUGCUAGAGCAGGUGCCAUUCCUAGCUGCCCACCAGGUGGUGCUCGCGGGCUGGCCAUUUCUGCGUCAUCAAUGGCAGCGCCAGCAGCUGGAUGGGCAGCUCAAUUGGAUACAGCUGGCUGCGCAGCUGGCGGCGCAUGGUCUGCCCACAUUGCUGCACAUCUACUUUGCCGAGCAGACCAUCUAUGUGGCGCCCAUACAAGAGCUGCCGUGUCCCAGUCAGCGGGAGUUCAAGGCGAGCAUGUCAGACGUUCUGACGGGUCGUCAUGCCCAGGUGGCGCACAUUGUGGCGCAUGAGAUGCGCAUGCUGUGCCGUGGCAUGCGCGGUGAGCUGCCUUUGGCCAAUAGCCUGACCGAGGGCCAGAGAGAACGGCAGAGCACACCGGCACCUGGGCAGGAGCAGCUGGAGCUGGACGACAAUACCAUGGAUUAUAUGCAAAGCUUCUUUAGCCUGCUCAACUUUACGGAACAGGAACUGGCAACGGCACGCAAGCUGCCCGUGAAUGUGGCACGCAUCACACGGGCGUGGAGCGUGCUGCGUCAGACUGAGCCGCGCAUUGUCUACAACUAUGUGCUGUGGCAGGCGCAGCAGCGUUUGGUCUACGAGGAUUGCUUUGAGCUGGCCACGGAGUUUGAGCGUCUGCUGCAUGCCGAGUAUUGGCAAUGGCAUGUGCUGGCUCCACAGCUGACACGGGAUGUGGCAUUGGCCAUGUACCAGUUGCACACCACGCGCUUCCAGCAGCGCCGACGCUCCACGCUGGGCAGUCGGGACUGGUAUGGCCAUCUGUUGCCGGCGUCUGUGGAGCGCCGUGAAUUGCAGGUGGCACGCCUGCUGCAGGCGCAUGCCCAGCACUAUCUCAACAUCACUGAGCUAACCUCGAGGUAUGGCCAGGUGCACUUCAAGCCGUAUUACUUUUACGGCAACUUGCUGCAGCUGCGACGCGCUCAACUGCGGCACAGCUUCCAGUCACCGUAUGUGGAUGCGGAAGAUGUGCAGCAAUCCGCCUACUUCCUGCGCCACUUUCUACACUUUGUGCUGCUCUCGCUGCACCGGCCCAUGUAUCAUUACUAUGCCACGCAGGGCCUGGAGCUUUGGCGCGAGUCGCGCCUGCUGCAAGAUACCGACGGCUAUUAUACGGCACUCGACUGCCUGGAGCGACAGACGCAGCAGCGCUACGAUGUGCAGCAGGCGGCCAUCUAUCGUCCGUUGAGCACGCAUGAGGUGGCAAAUGUCUUUCAUUUCCAUCGCUCGUUUCAGGCAGCUCUGCGGGACUAUCGCUUCUGGCUGCAGGGCGAGCGAUUCGUGUUUGCCGAACAGUUUGUGCUGCAAUACUUCGGCCUCGACGAGCAUCGCAUACUCUUCUAUGCGGUUGCGCAGCAGUUGUGCAAUCGCCACGAUGAGAUCUUUGCGGCGCAGCUCAAUCGGGGCUAUAUGAAUAUGCCAGAGUUUCAGGCCGCCUUCAAAUGUGAGCCGGAGGCACAAAUGAAUCCUCCUGCAAAGUGUAUGAUAAACAGAUGUGAAUAG